Molecule: messenger RNA, 1506 nt
Organism: Hymenoscyphus albidus
Lineage: Eukaryota; Fungi; Ascomycota; Leotiomycetes; Helotiales; Helotiaceae
Source: the annotation of a GenBank genome assembly
AUGCCUACCGCAAUCAAGAGAAGGAAGCUAUCAACAGCUCCUCGAAAAACGACUACUUCUGCGACCCGACAACAGAUUGGCGCCUUUACAAAAGUAUCCAAAGGUGCCAAUGUCGCAUCCAAAACAGUCGUCGACAAAACGAAUGCUAUCAAUACCAUCGCAACUACCGUACCUCAAGUCGAAAAGUCCGCAGCUACUGGUGGAAAGCGCAAAUUAUCAGAGAUUGACGAGGAUGAAGUCCCGAUCGAAGCAUUGUUACAAAUACCAUCUGCCUCGAAAACAGUCACAAGCAGCAAGCUUCUCUCUCGAACACGAUCCCAAUUGAUACCUUCAACACCGCGAAAAUCGGCCAUCAAGAGUACUGUCAACAACACCGUCGACACGCCAACCAAAGGGGCCCGAAGCCUUUUGGACCGGCUUCUCUUGACCUCCACAACGCCGACUAAAUCUCCACUUAAAACCAAGCCAUCACAUACACCGCUUUUAGACCUGAAUACACCUCCAUCGUCUCAAGAACUUCCUACCGAAUUACUCGACCUCGUUAAUUUACAUGCCGCAUUCCUCACAGCACUAUCGCUUCAUUACGCUCAUAAUGGGAUCAAUUCACCAGCCUGCCUUCGCAUGCUCUGCCCCAAUGUGGCCCGAGCUUGGGGAAAGCGCAGUGUCACUCUGGAGGAUAUUCGCAGAACCAUUGGAGUCUUGAAUGCAAAUAUUCUGGAGCGAAAGAAGAAGGAUGCAACACCUCAACUUACACUUUCAGACUAUGGACACGGGAAAAUAUGCAUUGAGAUAAGCAUUUCAGCAGGGAAGCCUGGUACCAUCAUCGCCAGACCUGUGAACGAGAAUCUGUUGAAUGAGAUAUUUUCUGGAGGAUUGAAGAACUCCUGGAAAGUAAAUUCGUCAGAAAAUAUGGAUAUCAAGAAGUUCAUCGAAACAUUACCAUUGGAACCCAUUACUACAUGUUCCUCGUUACUCAAAAUGUCUCCAAUGCUCGCCAAAGGACAACGAAGAUUGGGGGAUUUCAAAGUCGGAAUUGCGGUUGCGAAAGAGCAGGAAAGGGCAAAGGCAGUAGAGGCAGAAAUUGCCUACACCACUGGAGCCGCUACUACAGGGACCAAACCCACUCUUCUCGAACGCUUGAGGGCGAAACAGUUGGAGAAGGCGAAUCAAGCACCACCACCUACUAAAGUAGAGCUUGCUCGCAAAGUAGCAAUACAGAAGAUUGAGGAAGUUGCAGCAGUCUUGGUUCAUCUCAGCACAUCAAGUUCCGUUGGGCAGACACGAAUUUCAUUUACCCUACCGACUGUAAUUGGCAAACUGCGAGAUUCUUUGAAGACUCCAAUCUCCAAAGUAGAGAGUGAGACCUGUUUGAGACUAUUGGCUUCGGAUAUAGCUCCUGAGUGGGUCAAAAUGGUCAAAAUGGGCAAGUCGGAAGCCCUUGUUGUGAACAGAGAUGAGAGGCCCACCGAGGCUAGUAUUUCUGAGAGAGUUAAGAGUGCCUCCUGA